Molecule: messenger RNA, 655 nt
Organism: Trachymyrmex septentrionalis
Lineage: Eukaryota; Metazoa; Arthropoda; Insecta; Hymenoptera; Formicidae
Gene: HLH54F
Product: transcription factor 21
Exons: 3
Coding region: 123-632 (169 amino acids)
Biological process (GO): regulation of transcription by RNA polymerase II; developmental process
Molecular function (GO): DNA-binding transcription factor activity, RNA polymerase II-specific; RNA polymerase II transcription regulatory region sequence-specific DNA binding; protein dimerization activity
Source: RefSeq, a predicted model, not a curated record
CUUCUGUGCUCUAAGAACAUUGACUAACAAUUAGUUACACACCAUAGACGCGAUCUGUUGCGAGGGGCCUGUCAAUACAUUCGUGAUAGUGAAUAAAAAAAGGAAUAAUCGAUCAUAGUAGAAUGCCUCGAAAACGGCGAGCUUCGACAUCGUCGUUGGAGGAAUAUCCUUCAGAGGAAAAAUACAUGAAGGACGACAUGGACAGUCGCGCUCCGCGAAACGCUGCUAAUGCCCGUGAACGAGCGAGGAUGCGAAUAUUAAGCAAAGCAUUUUGUAGACUAAAAACGACAUUACCAUGGAUACCCGCCGAUAGCAAGUUGAGUAAAUUAGAUACCUUGCGUUUAGCCGCAACAUACAUUGCUCACCUAAGAGCAGUACUUCAAGAUGAUGGUGAAACUCAUACUGAAACCACGAAAUCCUUGUCGCUGGCUUUGUCAUGGCCAUUCGCUAUCCAAAGCAACAACACAACCACGCUUAUGAACAACAGUUGCAACGUGUCCUCCUCGACGUCUUCGAGUUGUAAUCAGUAUCGAGGACAGCAAGUAACUCAUGAUAUCCAAAACUUCCAUCAUUCAGGUCAUCAGGGCGUGUCCACACGCCAUAAUCAGGAGCAACAGCUCUCUUAUUACUAACAAAAAAAUUCUGACAAUCCAAU